CUAUGACCCCAGCAACUGCUAACGUUACCUUCUUGAUCCCUCCUGCUCUACAGUUUCCCUCCCUCACCAAACCUCUCACCAACAAACAACAAACAUCAUUCGAUUUCUCAAUCAAAACCAUGGGCAGGGUGACGAUAUGGACCCGCCAGCCGGGGUUUUUCGUUUACACGGUUUACUCUGUCGUCAGGGCCCUCAUCAAGCUCCCAUGCCUGAUGCUCAUGUAUACUAUUCCCCGUUUCCGGCCCAUCCGCGACUGGACGUUUCAACAAGCCUUUGUACGCGCCAUGACGCGUCUCCUGUUCGAGUACGCAUCCGUGGUUAGAUUCUCACCGGCACAAUCCCUCGACCCGGGCAAAGAAAAGGACCGCUUCGUGACCAUCGAGCCUUUCGAGGCUCAGGCGGACUCAAACAAACAUAACCAACAGCAAGAAACCAUCUACACGGGUAUUGCUAAGCCCAACGCAAACGGCAUCAGACCAGUCGCAAUAGGUGGUACCUGGUUCCCCGCCCCCUUCAACCGAGAAUCAAACCAAAUGAACACUUUGGCCCCCAACCGCCCCCGCCGCGUAUUCCUGCACUUCCACGGCGGGGCAUACGUUCUCUUCGACUGUCGCGACCGCGACAUGGCCUUUGGCGCAUCCUUGCUCCUCCAAGCUUCUCCCCGCGACUCCGGCGCGGCCGUCUUCUGCCCUCAAUACCGCCUCGCCUUCCAUUCACACUCAUACAACGGCGGCGGCGGUGGCGGCGGUGGCCAAUUCCCAGCCGCACUGCAAGACGCCAUUACUUCGUACGCGCACCUGGUCCGCCGGCUUGGCGUAGACGCGAGGGACGUUGUCCUGUCGGGCGAUUCAGCGGGCGGGAACCUGGCGCUUGCGCUGCUGAGGCAUCUCGAGGAGACAAAAGUGCUGCCGCGGCCCGGCGGGGUGUUGCUCUGGAGCCCCUGGACGGAUCUGAGUGUGGAUGUUGGGGAGCUGAUUGCCAGGGCGGAGGACAAGUGGGAUAUUGUGCCGCCCAGGCUGGUGGAGUGGGCGUUGCGGGUUUUCUUGCCUGAGGUGUUGGAUGACGGGGUGGAAGGCGGGCGGGUGUGUGACAAUGCGUACAUAUCGCCUGUCAAGAGGGGUAUUCAGACGGAGGUGCCGAUUUGGGUGCAAGUUGGAGGAAAGGAAAUCAUUGCGAAGGAUAUUCUGAAGUGGGUCGAGGUGCAGGAGCAGACGGGGCACCGGUUGAGGGUGUAUGAAAUUCCGAACGCGCCGCAUGAUAUGUUUAUGGCUGGGGAGGGGUUGGGGUUCGUCAAGGAGUCGAGAGAAGCGGCUGAGGAUGCGAUUCGGUUUUUGGAUAGACGCGAGUAGGAUAUACACGGCCUCCAGUCGGCUAUCACGUAUUGUAUUGCAUGAUCAAAGCUGAGAUGUGGUACAAUGGUCCUGGCAGUCUAUCAUGACGAGAUCAUGAGAUAUGCAAAUGUACCAAAUAUGACUUC
Messenger RNA from Parathielavia appendiculata, 1477 nucleotides. Its product is annotated as alpha/beta-hydrolase. The transcript has a single exon. Gene Ontology annotation, molecular function: lipase activity. NCBI's taxonomy places the organism in Eukaryota, Fungi, Ascomycota, Sordariomycetes, Sordariales, Chaetomiaceae. The record is from RefSeq and is a predicted model, not a curated record. The annotation marks the transcript as partial.